GUUCUCUAGUUGACUGUGAAAACAGGCUUUAGUCUUUACUUUGAUAGAUUGUCAUUCACAGCGAUUGAAGCAGGACACCUUAAAACAAGCCAAAUGGCUGAACUAACAGAGAGUACACCAAAUACAACAGAUUAUGAUUAUGAUGAACUACCUGAAUCUAACUAUUGUUAUAUGGGUGACAUCUCUGAACUCAGUGCCCUGCUUAUCAGCAUUCUGUACUCUGUGAUUUUUCUCUUCAGUCUGCUAGGAAACAGCCUUGUCUUGAGGAUUGUCCUGAAAUAUGAAAGCCUCAUGUCUUUGACCAAUCUCUUCAUUGUGAAUCUUUGCAUCAGUGACUUGAUCUUCUCUUGUACUCUGCCCUUUUUGAUCGUGUACCAUUCCUAUGGGUGGAUUAUGGGUGAGUUUCUCUGCAAAGCUGUGAGUGGCAUCUUCUCUAUCAGCUACUUUUGUGGUGUUAUCUUUCUGACCAUCAUGACCAUCCUCCGGUACCUGGCUGUGGUGGAUCCUUUGUCAACACUGAGAACACAGAAAAAAAGAUCUGGCAUUUUGGUGAGUUUGGCUGUUUGGGUUACCAGCUUGUUGUUUGUGAUCCCUGAGAUCCUUUCUAUCCAAGUGACAACUGACAUUGAUGGCCGUUACGGAUGUUACUACCAAGCGUUUUAUCCCUGGGAGAUGGUGGAGUUGUGUCUGAAAGUACUUUUCUUCCUAAUAUCCUUCAUGAUCAUUGCCAUUUGCUACACCGGCAUGCUGGAUAUUCUUCUUAGAUCGAGGUCACAAAGCAGGCAUAGGACAGUGAGACUCAUAUUUGCCAUUGUAUUGGUCUUUUUUCUGAGCUGGGCCCCUUACAAUGUGCUUGGUUUUGUAUAUGCUCUAUCCGAACAGAAUGUCAUAGAGUCAAAAUGUCAAACCAAGAAGGACAUUUACUUUGCUUUUGACAUCAGCCGCACAGUAGCCUACUGCCAUUGUUGCCUCAAUCCGGUGCUCUAUGUCUUUGUUGGGGUGAAAUUCAGAAGGCAUCUGAAACUCCUCUAUAAGCAGUAUGCUCAGCGCCAUAGAGCAAUCCUACCUUCUAGCCCAAGACAUCAUUCUUCUCACGCCGACCUAUAUGAGGAACAAUCCUUAUACUAAAACAAAGACUGUUUGGCACCCUGCAUGCAUUAAUCAACCUAAAAGAAGAGAGGAGGGAAAUAUUUCUACAAUGCUUCCAAUACAAGCGCAACAAGUUCAUUUACGCAGCCCACUUCCUUGACUCAGAAGACGAAGGCAAGAAAUACCGCAUGAAUAAUUUGGUUUCUCGUGAAUUUUCUGUACUUUCUGUACCAAAUCUGAGUGUGAUGUACAAUUAAUCCCCACCUAUGGACUCCAGUUCCCAAUCUAGGAUGGCUGGUGGGUCUGGAGUUCAUAGUCCAAAACAGCAGCUUCUCUGUGUCCUGGAUUUUAAUAUAAGAAUGUUUUCUAAGCUACUUUGGCGAUCUUUUGGGAUAAAAUGGGAGGUUGGAGUAAUUAAUAAGUGAUAUGCUCCACCCCAACUCUUCGUUUCCUCCAUUUUGUUCAAGAGAACAGUAGAAGCUUAAUGUUAAAAUAUCUCUUGAGUGAACCAGGUGGAAAUGAAAAUGAAUAUAUAGUGAAUAUAGCAUCAUUGAAUCAGAGGAGGUUGUUAGACCACUACUUAAAGGAUAUCCAGAAAGAGAAUAGACCUCUCUAUUUGCAGCACAUAGCUCAGGAUAUGGCUGUCUUAUCUCUACAUAAAGACCUCAGGAGAGAAAGAGAUCAUUCCUGUUGUAUAUAAUUGGUCCAAUUUUGAUUUAUUUUUUACGUUCAAGAUGCCUGAUUACAUGGUUGUUGUGUGUCUUUCGGGCUGUGUGGCCAUGUUCCAGAAGCAUUCUCUCCUGACGUUUCGCCCACAUCUAUGGCAGGCAUCCUCAGAGGUUGUGAGGUG
Anolis carolinensis (green anole) is the source of this 1939-nucleotide messenger RNA. RefSeq names its product X-C motif chemokine receptor 1 (gene xcr1). The record is from RefSeq and is a predicted model, not a curated record. Gene Ontology annotation, cellular component: membrane; external side of plasma membrane. NCBI's taxonomy places the organism in Eukaryota, Metazoa, Chordata, Lepidosauria, Squamata, Anolidae. The coding region runs from base 94 to 1128 and encodes 344 amino acids. Gene Ontology annotation, biological process: immune response; calcium-mediated signaling; cell chemotaxis. The transcript has a single exon. Gene Ontology annotation, molecular function: C-C chemokine binding; C-C chemokine receptor activity.